AAAAAUUGCGUCUCUCUGGGCACUAAAAAUGUCUAUGGUGAAAACUAUAAAAUAACUAUUUUUCUGUCUGCUAGUGGGUAGCCGUGUUCGUCCGCUAUGGGACAGAUAGACUGGAGUCCAAUAGCACUUUGAUCAACAAGAUUUUCGGGGCAGGAGCUUUUGAGAAUGUGUCUGACGAAGGGAGUCUUGACACUCCUGAAAAUCUUGUUGAUCUCUAAGCUACUGGACUCGAAUCUAAUUGUUCUAUUAUGUGUAUAUCUUUUUAAUGUCAAUAUAAUUUGUGGAAAACACUAAGUUAAUUUUUUAGUUCGGAAAUACCAAUCAGAAGCAUGCUUCAGGGGGUAGCCGUGUUGGUCUGCAUUCCUUUCUUCUAUACAUCCUCUUGUUUUUCUACCUCUAGAGGAAAGAUGGCCGCGCGGAUUGAUGACGACACAAGCGGACAAUGUUUCAUGAAUGAACGGAGAGGAAGAAAGAUAUCGCGUACUCAGAGACGAGAGCGGACGCUUCCUCAGUGCGCCUGCGUGCUCAAAGCCCCGCCCUUCCUCCUCUCAUCUGCGUGCGCUGGGUAGCGGCAGAUUCCUUUUCUCUGCGGCCUCCAUCUUGGGACGUCGUGCGACUGCUGGAACCAUGCAGCUCUUCAUUCGUGCACAGAAUCUGCACACCCUUGAGGUGUCUGGGCAGGAAACAGUUGCUCAUCUAAAGGCUCACAUCGAGUCCUUGGAAGGCAUUGCACCUGAGGAUCAGGUGGUUCUUUUGGGUGGAACUCCCUUGGACGAUAAUGCCAUUAUUGGCCAGUGUGGUAUCAGUGAACUCACAACCGUAGAGGUUGCUGCUCGCAUGCUGGGUGGCAAAGUCCAUGGCUCCUUGGCUCGUGCUGGCAAAGUGAGGGGCCAGACCCCUAAAGUUGCAAAGCAAGAGAAGAAGAAAAAGAAGACAGGCCGUGCUAAGAGGCGCAUGCAGUACAACCGCCGCUUUGUCAACAUUGUGCCAGGUUUUGGCAAGAAGAAGGGUCCCAAUGCCAACUCCUAAAUAGCAUCCAGUUACCUAAUAAAUCUGAUAUUUGCUUGGA
This is a messenger RNA of Heteronotia binoei (common prickly gecko), 1069 nucleotides long. It is a transcript of the gene FAU, whose product is annotated as FAU ubiquitin like and ribosomal protein S30 fusion. The record is from RefSeq and is a predicted model, not a curated record. Gene Ontology annotation, cellular component: ribosome; cytosolic small ribosomal subunit. Lineage: Eukaryota; Metazoa; Chordata; Lepidosauria; Squamata; Gekkonidae. The transcript is spliced from 6 exons. Gene Ontology annotation, molecular function: protein binding; structural constituent of ribosome. The coding region runs from base 454 to 1029 and encodes 191 amino acids. Gene Ontology annotation, biological process: translation.